Molecule: messenger RNA, 3333 nt
Organism: Pieris napi
Lineage: Eukaryota; Metazoa; Arthropoda; Insecta; Lepidoptera; Pieridae
Product: thrombospondin type-1 domain-containing protein 4-like
Exons: 14
Biological process (GO): extracellular matrix organization
Cellular component (GO): extracellular matrix
Molecular function (GO): metalloendopeptidase activity
Source: RefSeq, a predicted model, not a curated record
UUCCAGCAACCGAGUGAUGCAACUCGAACGAAUCAAACGAGUAUGUAUGCUUGGAGUUCCUGGGGUGCAUGGAGUAGCUGCUCCAGGACAUGUGGGGGUGGAGUCGCUGUUCAGGAACGACAAUGUUUACCACGAGAUCCUACCAGGUGGAGACGCAGUAGAAAAAGGAGGAAACUCGUGAGAAGUAUUGACCGGCUUCGAAGAGCACGUGAGACUCAUGUACCAGACUGUCCAGGUCUGGGGAAGCGCUAUCAUGAAUGUAAUACAGCGCCUUGCCCCGGGCCGGUCCGCGAUUCGAGGGCUGAUCAAUGUGCAGUGUAUGAUCGGAGGCCAUUCCGGGGAAGAUUCUACACGUGGGUCCCAUAUGUCGACGGCAACUCACCAUGUACACUUAACUGUCGUCCCCGAGGGCAACAAUUCUACGCCUCCCUAGCGCUGGUCGCUGAUGGUACUCCAUGCACGAAACCUGGCUACAGAGCGAUUUGCGUGCAAGGCGCUUGUAAGGUUGUAGGUAGAGAAGGCGUGCUAUCUUCUACCGCAAGUCGAGAGCUACAAUGUGGCAAACGCCUGGUGUCAGGACUCUUCUCUAGACCCAGACUACCCCUCGGAUACUCCUACGUCACGACCGUACCGACUGGGGCUUGCAGACUGAACGUCUCAGAAAUGGUCUCCAGCGAAAAUUAUAUUGCUCUGAGAGUUUCGAAUGGCUCGUACAUUGUUAACGGCGAAUUCGCUGUUAGCGCCCCGGGCACCUACGAAGCGGCUGGAGCACGUUUUAUAUAUUCACGUUCUGGGGGACUCGACAAUAUAUUUGCAAUGGGACCUAUACAUCAAGCCAUUGACAUUAUGGUUCUAUAUACUCAACCGCAUCCGAAUAUUAAAUACGAAUACUUAACUGAUUCAUUACCAGAUGAAACUAGCAACGAUAUUCCGACUGAAGUCAGUGUGCCUCAUCAUCAAAUGCAGAGGCAUCAUCGUCAUCAUAACGCCGAAUCUCACACGAGAGAUAAAAUCGAUCCUACAUUAUCGAAGCAUCCCGACUAUAACUCAAAAGAGAAUCAAAUUCCUGUUGAAAGUAACGUCAUCGGGAAUAGACAGUUCAUAUGGAAGAUAUUGUCGUACACGCAGUGUUCUAGAUCUUGUGGUGGAGGCCUGCAGAUCGGUAAAUUCAAGUGUGUAGAAGUGGUUGGUAGAGAUGACAGAGAAGUCUCUCCGGCGCAUUGUUCUGGAUCUCCUCCAACUGCCCGCCGCAGGAGAUGUGGCGGAAACCCUUGUCCUCCUCGUUGGAGAGCUGCAGCAUGGGGACCAUGUCCAGUGUGUGGCCCGGCCCAUAAGACGAGAAUUGUAGGUUGUGUGCAGGAUCACGCACGAGGUAUUACCAAGAUAUCUGAUCAAAAAUGUCCACUUCCGAUGCCUCCCAGCAGUGAACCCUGCGAUAUUCCUAAUUGUGAUGGAACAACUGAAGCUAAAGAUCAAAAGACACCAAGAUUGGAUGCCAGGCGUCAAGUUAGAACAAGAGAUCAUACGGACACAUUUAGGGAAGGUCCUGUCAUCUCGCUUGCCAGUAAUGUUUCUGAAAACGAAGUUGUUCCAACCUUGGGACCAUCGUACAGUUUUACUGCAGCUGGUGGUUGGCUGUAUACAGAGUGGUCAGAGUGCGUUGGUGCGUGCAUUGGUGGUGGAGUACAGUCUCGAGGAGUACGGUGCGCUGACCCAGCCGGUUGUUCAGCUCUUCGCGCACCACAUUCUUCCCAGUCUUGUUCUGCGAGAAAACAGUGCGAUGCGCAAUGGUUCACGGGAGACUGGUCAGCCUGUUCAGCUCCAUGUGGUGGGCGUCAGAUUCGUGGGGUUAUUUGCAUUGGUGGGAAUGGAAGACGGCUGCGAGAUGGAUCUUGUAGGUCACCAAAGCCUGAUGCUGAGCGGGCUUGUGGGGGAACUUGUGCUCCGUCGUGGUACCUCAGUGAUUGGGGAGAGUGUACCGGUCCAUGCGAGGCGGGCAUACAGACACGUACUGUCUGGUGUGCGCGUGGCGGUGUUGAAGGAGCUGAAGGUGCAGCUAGAGACUCCGAGUGUCCUGGCUUGAGACCUUUGGCUCGAAAGUCUUGUGUUCCACCCCGAUGUACGACACGUCCUGUUGUGAAACCAGCUGUUAUUAACCCUGUGACCACUGAUUCCCAAAAUCGAGUGACUAGGCAUCAGAGUCCUAAUAUUCAGAGUGUCAAACAGCGAACAUAUAGUAAGGGAGGAUGUACAGAUAAGCUGAGUAACUGCAUGUUGGCGGUCCAGGCUCGUCUCUGCCAUUACCAUUAUUACGGAGAUAACUGCUGCAAGUCCUGUCAUGGACGAUAGGCGCAGGCGCCGUACGCAGAGAUGUAAUGUGAUACAAUUAUGACUAACAGUGAUAAGUGACAGGCACUUCGUAUACAUAUUCUUUUUAAUUAUAAUUUCUUAUGUAAUUAAAAGAAGGUUUAAUAUAAAAAAAACGUACUGGCAGCCUAUAUAUAUAUAGUAUACAAUAUAAAUCAUCAUUCCACAGAGCAAAAAUUCACUAUUGUUUCAUUUAGUUCUGUGUACCAAAAAGGUUUUUAUCUAAUCAAGAAAUAUUUUUCAAAUGUAUACGGACUGCCUUAACUAUCAAAUGGAAAUUAGGCUUCCAUUAAAUAACCAUCAGACAUAAAUAAUCUAGAAUUGUAUUUCAGUAGAAAUAGUAUGUGAUCUCCAGUGUAUAAGUCGAAGAUUUCUGAAUAAUUAAAUUUUCAUUAAAAUUAUUCGUGUAGUAUUGAGAUUUUAUCGCAUUAAACCAAUAUUAAUCAGUCUUAUUAGCCUUCUCUUUUCAUCACAGUAUAAGCACUAUACGAGAAAGAGAGACGACAGUGUGUAUUUAUGUGAGAUUAAGAAUUCUCCUAUGUGUGCAUAGGAAAUAGUAUGCACAUAAUUUUAUAUUCGCACCAAUUUAACAUCAUUGAAUUUUUCGAAUAAUAAAUAAUAUAAUUUUAAGAUUUGUAUUAUAUUUAGAAUUUAAUUCUAGCUUUUAAUAGGAUAGGAAAAUUGUAGUAUUCCUCUUACUUUAAGUGUGUGUUCAUUAUUUAUUUAUAACGAUUUUAGCACAAUUAGCUGACGCAUAAUUAAUUUGUCUGGAUUUUUAUUACGUGAUCGAUUAAAAUGGAUUUUAAUUGAGUGUAUAUAGUUCUGUAUAGCGCAUUUAUUUACUGGCUGUUAAGUAUUUAUGUUUUAGUUAAAUAAAACGCCAUAAUUUGUACCAUCAUAAUUAUAAUAAUUUCCAUACUAAUAACGCGUAUAACAUUGUACAAAAAUAAUAAGCUUUAAAAACUA